CAAAAAUGGAAUCGAUGGGCAAGGGGGUAGUUCAAAAUAUUAUACAAUUACACACCGCAGCAGAGAAAUUAUUGGGAAAGCGCAAGCACAGAGACCUUAACAAUGAACUUCCCAGCAUAUACGGAAUUGUAACAACUGGGGAAAAAUGGAAGUUCAUCUACUGGUCCGGUCCCCCGAAAACCCCAAGUGUGAAGGUAUCAAAAUCGUACGUCUGUGGUUUCGACGAAGAAGCAAAUGAGGCAACAAAAAAGGCAACAACAAAGGUGCUUUCUCUCAUCAGUCGUCUUCUUCAUUCCCAAGGCGAUUUCAUGGAAUCGCAUAUGGACCUUUUUCAAGUUGGCGAGAAUGAG
Molecule: messenger RNA, 350 nt
Organism: Paraglomus occultum
Lineage: Eukaryota; Fungi; Glomeromycota; Glomeromycetes; Paraglomerales; Paraglomeraceae
Source: the annotation of a GenBank genome assembly